Messenger RNA from Olea europaea var. sylvestris, 530 nucleotides. RefSeq lists its product as uncharacterized. The transcript has 4 exons. Bases 122 to 460 code for a protein of 112 amino acids. The record is from RefSeq and is a predicted model, not a curated record. Lineage: Eukaryota; Viridiplantae; Streptophyta; Magnoliopsida; Lamiales; Oleaceae.
CAUUUUUCAUUUGCAAGUUGUUGACGACAUCGAUGCGUUCAACAACUAUCCGUGGGGCCGAAGAUGCUACGAAGACACCGUACAUGUGUUCACCAGAUCACACUCGAGGCCCAGGGGGUCGAUGCGUAAAUACGAUACAUACGGAUUGCCGUUAGCAGUGCAGAUUUGGGGGUAUGAGACAGUUCCUGUACUGGGGGCCCGCUUUGCACAGCGAGGGGAGACACGCUGCCCUCGGAUGCAUCAUUGGAGAUCAUCGCGAGCGGAGGGAUGUCCCACCGGGAAGCAGUUAUCGGCCCUCCUCGACGAUCCUCAGCUUGAAGUCAUACCUGAGUUGACGCCAUCGAUGGAAGAGGAGGCUCGGGGUCUUGUGCGGGAUUUAGGCGUUCCGCACACCCCAGACGAGGAGAUGCCUGAUCCGAGCUUGGACCGAGAUUGGGAGGGCGGUCCAGCUGAUCGAUGAUCACCUCCGCCGGGGUCAUCGCCGCCACCAUUGGCAUCAUCUCCGCCGAGAGUAUCGUCCCCGCCAUUGG